CUCUAAGAAAAAAAACAUCACGAUCUAUUAUCAACUCGUUACACUCUCAAUUUCUCUCUUGCCAACCCAGAGAAAGAUAUAAACACCACAAACAAGCACUUUCGGCUAUACGUCACGCGACCUAAAUCAUCCAAACAACCCACCUUUCGUCUCCCCACCAACUACCAACCACAACACCAGCCAAGAUGACUCGCGGAGAAUCUACUCAGGUCAAGGUUCACUACAAGGGAAAGCAGGAGGACUUCAUCGUCUUUGUGGAUGAUGUAGAGACAUACAAGAAGUGGCAGAGCGACAAGAGCAUUCCUCCUGCUCAGUUCGUUUCAACUUUCAAUGUAUUCCUGACACACAAGCAAGGAGCUCAGGGAACCUUUGACACGGCGUCAAAGGUGGAGUUGGCGGCCGAGUUCGACACUGAGAACUCUGACGAGGCGCUUCUGAAGAUUCUCGAGCAGGGUUCCAUGCAGAACAUGGAGAUGCCUGGCCGACAAGGCGUAACGAAUGAGUCUAUGAGCUCGAUGAGAGUAAAAUAGAUGCGGCGCUGGGUUAGGAGCGUCUCACUCAGUUUCCACCCCCUUGUGUUAAUACAGCGGGACUGUGGCAGUGAGAUGGUGGUCUGAGUGGCCUGGAAGAGCAGCAUGGGAUACGGACUAUGGACAUGGGCCUUGAUUGAGCGAUAAGAUGGCCUCGGGCACAAGGGCGCUCCCGCACGAAGCAAUAUGCAGUGAACCGUGCCUGCGUCGUGUUGCUCUUCUUACAUACAGUAGGAAUCUCUAUACUAGGGGAAUAAUCAAGCAUUGCAUUUGAAAGUUACCAUGA
Trichoderma atroviride IMI 206040 is the source of this 816-nucleotide messenger RNA. RefSeq lists its product as uncharacterized. NCBI's taxonomy places the organism in Eukaryota, Fungi, Ascomycota, Sordariomycetes, Hypocreales, Hypocreaceae. The record is from RefSeq and is a predicted model, not a curated record.